ACGAGGAGGUAUAUUAUUGCAUUAUAUGGAAAAAGAGUGGGUAAAAUGUCAAUGCCACAAAUGUCAUAGAUCACGAAAAAUAUUUAUCACAAAAAAGAAUAAUGAAAAAUCGGGGGUGUGACAAUUUUAUAGUUUUCAUUUAAAAAUAUUCAAUUUCUCCACCAUUUUCACUCAAGUAUUAAAUGAUAAAACAAGUAUCGAUUGUAUGGUGUUACAGUUUCAUCUAAUUGAACUUAAUAUCGGCUCGGCAGUGUUAUUGCAUUGAAAAUUUUCCGACGAAAAUUCGGUCAAUAAUAUGGCUGGAGGUGAUACCAUGGGAUGUACCGCACGUAGAAAAUCAAAGAAAAAUUCCGAUUAUUCGUUGAGUGAAAAUGGUGAAGGAUCAAAAAAUGGACCACCAAGGACCACAAGAGGAGGAUUACGUGUUUAUAAAAUUGUUAUAUUGGGCGACGGUGGUGUUGGAAAAUCAGCUGUCACCCUGCAAUUCGUUAGUCACAGCUUCCUCGAUUAUCAUGAUCCCACAAUUGAGGACUCAUAUCAACAACAAGCUGUUAUAGAUGGAGAAGCAGCACUUCUAGACAUUUUGGAUACAGCCGGGCAAGUGGAGUUCACCGCCAUGCGUGAUCAGUACAUGCGUUGUGGCGAAGGUUUUAUAAUUUGCUAUUCGGUUACCGACCGCCAUAGUUUUCAAGAGGCAUCCGAGUAUCGAAAGUUAAUAGCUCGUGUUCGAUUGACAGAGGACAUUCCAUUAGUAUUGAUAGCCAACAAAUUGGACUUACAGUCACAGCGAAAAGUAACGACAGAGGAAGGUAAAAAUCUUGCUUCUCAACUUGGAUGUCCGUUUUAUGAAACCAGUGCGGCUCUACGACAUUAUAUUGACGAUGCAUUCUACACACUUAUCAGGGAAAUUCGACGAAAGGAGGCCCAACGGGCAUUAAGCAACGGUUCCAGCUCUGAAAAAAUUCACACUAGGCGACGGAGUCGCUGGUGGCGUAUUCGCUCAAUAUUUGCUCUGGUUUUCAAAAGACGACGACACAGUAAUUGAAGAUUAAUAUUCACAGUAUAUAGAUGGCAAGUAAAAACAGUAGUAUAGAUUGGCAUGCAGCUCGAACAGCAGAAGGUGAUGCGAGCUGCACGUCAUACGAAAGCUUUAAAUUUAUUUUUGUUGUGGCAAUGUUUUUUAAUGUUGACUCUCUAGCCAAAUAUUUUGUUUUUGGAAGAGUUGUCUCUUUUAGUCACCAGUGAUUUAUCCAGAGAUAGGUUUUGAGUGUAACACGUCUUCUGUGUGGAGUUUUUUUUUUCAAUAAAAAGAAACAUUUUCUGUGUGAACAAUGCAACUUAACUAAGUUUAGAUUCAAAACUUUUUCAUAGUUCAAUUAAUAGGUUGUCUUAAUGUUUCCAACGCCUACGGUUGCAGAAAAUGUCAGAAGCAAAGUAAACUUGCAACGUUACAUUUUUUUUUUCGUAGGAAAUCAGAAAGUAUAAAUCGUCUGGAACUAGCUUCAUCUACUUAAAUUUUCUCUGCCCAAGCUCUAAUAUUUGUCGAGUUCUACUUACAGUUGUAGUCGUGUAAACUGAUACUAUUAUUGAAUCAAUUGAACUAGUCAAUUAAAAUGUUACAGCGGACCACCUCCUUGCAUUCAAUUAAUAUAGUUUUUGAUGUCCUGCAACACUGCCGAAAUAUUCAAAUAUGGAAAUGGAGCUACUUAGUAAUUCAUUACUACAUGCAAAAGUCAUCCGAAGAUUCACUAAUAAUUAUGUUUCAUUCUAAUAAUCAGAAAAGUGAACAAAAUUGAAAUUUAUUCCGCAAUUUCUACUAUUUUCCAUUUAAAGAUAUCGUUUCAUUCAAUCAACCUUAAAGCCUCGUACUCAGCAAGUCGCUGUAAAUAAACCAUGGAGCUUAAAUAACAGUUUUUUUCAAAGAAACACCCACACCAAAGCUUUUUUUCGCCAAAGAUUAUUUCCUCCAAAUCCACACAGUUAGUGGUGAAUUCGUUGAGCUUUUCUCUCUUUUGUUCUUGCAUGUUAGUUCGCUUUUUUCUUGAUUUUGUAUGGAAAUGAAGACAAAAAUUGAUAAAACUUUCUUAAGAAAGUAGUUUUCUUCAAUUUGUUGGACCUAAAUGUUUAAAAACGAAUUCACAUAUAAGAACGAAAGAAAGAAAAGCUCCACGAAUUCGCCACUGCAUGGUUUGGAAAACUUUUAGCAAAUUCCAAGGAAUUGAACGGAAAUUUUUUGUCCCGAAAAUACAGCUAAGGUCAACCAAAUUCAUAUCGAACUUUACAUGAGUGUAACGUUACUCGUAUUCGUGUGAUAGUAUUAAAACCGUAUAAACACGUUUGAGUUAUUUGUGUGUAUGAAUAGACCAGCUGGUGAAGUUCGAUAUAGAUUUAGGUGAUAUUACUUGCACGCUUUGUCUUAUUCACUCGAGAAAAUCAAUGAGAAUUUAUUUUCUCAGACUGACUUAUUCCACUGGAUUUGGUUAAAUGACUUGAACCAGUAAAAAUUCAUCGAUAAAAAUGAAACACUGAAAACCGCUAACACUCAAUUUCUUAUCGUUACACACCAUAUUAAGAUUUAGAUACAAUUGAUGUGUUGCCAAAUAUUGUUUGUAUUUUUUAUAAUUAUACAAUAAAUAAUAAUUAAAAUUAAGUUUAUAAAAAAAAAUGAAGAAGACGAAGAUGAAGAGGAAGAAAAACACAAAUGACAGUGAAAGUUUUGUAGUUUUAGAUGAACUUUGUUGAUGUAUUUUAGAUGCAUUCGAUAAGUUAAAAAGAUUUUUUUAUGAAAUAUUGGAUUGAAUUGAAAAUUAUUAUGUUACAUAAUAUAUGUAAAUAUAUAUAAAAGCUGUCAUUAAUAUAUAUACAAUAAUAUAUUAUGAUGAUGAUGAUGAUGAUGAUGAAUCAAUAAAUGAAAUAAAAUAUUAUAUUCGAGUAAAUAAAUAAUGUAACCAAAUUCCAAACAUCAAAUGUUUCAAGAUAAGUAAAGUUAAAUGUUAAAUGAAUAGAAAAUAGUAAAGAAUUAAAUGGAAGAUUUGUUUCUGUUAUCAUUUUGUUUUUUGGACAUAAUAAAACUAGAGAGACCAAAUAAUUUUAAAAACAAAAAA
Molecule: messenger RNA, 3104 nt
Organism: Bradysia coprophila
Lineage: Eukaryota; Metazoa; Arthropoda; Insecta; Diptera; Sciaridae
Product: Ras-related protein interacting with calmodulin
Biological process (GO): signal transduction
Cellular component (GO): membrane
Molecular function (GO): GTP binding; GTPase activity
Source: RefSeq, a predicted model, not a curated record